Messenger RNA from Clarias gariepinus (North African catfish), 5372 nucleotides. RefSeq names its product ankyrin repeat domain 50 (gene ankrd50). The coding region runs from base 843 to 5099 and encodes 1418 amino acids. The record is from RefSeq and is a predicted model, not a curated record. Gene Ontology annotation, molecular function: protein binding. The transcript has 5 exons. NCBI's taxonomy places the organism in Eukaryota, Metazoa, Chordata, Actinopteri, Siluriformes, Clariidae.
UUAUUUUAUUUUUGCACUAAUAAAUCACGACGGAUAUCUUUUCCGGAAUCGGAUUUAAAUCAUCUGUUCUGGGCUGUAAGGACAAGCACGGAGUAUGUGUGUGUGUGUGUGUGUGAGAGAGAGGUGAGAGCAGGAAAAAGCAUAGAUCUCAGAAAGAAGAAAAUACAAAUAAUAAAUAAACAGCAGUAGUAUCAUUGGAGGAGGAGAAAUGCUCUGUGCAUACAGAGUUAUGAGAGUUUUAUUGUAAACCCAGGAGAGGCGUGCAGCUCUCGGCGUUUCUUGUGUUGUUUAGAAAACCUUCUGCACAGAUGCGGGAUCUGUUUAAGGUUACUGUAAGAGCUGCACAUCUAACAAAUACAAAUCAUCUUCACAAGGCUUAAAAAAACUAUUUUUUUCAUCUUUAUCUCAAAGCGUUUGAUAUCAUCCUGUGCGCCUGAUUAACUGAUUUAAUACUCCAGAUGCUUCAGAACUUGAGUUACUCGAUACAGGAAUGGAUUUUGAUGUGAGAGUCGCUGCGAUUAUAAAGAACACCAACAAUGAAAUGACUCAUGGGAUGGACACUACGAUUCUUUCAAGAACUGGAUAUUAAACACUACCUAAAAUAAUACAUCAUAAAUGUGAAACUUUUUUUCAACAUGCAACACAAAUGGGAAAUUUGGGAAUUUUGCGUCGUAUGCUGAACCUGUAACAGCCUGCCAUUUUUGAGCCAUUUUUAUUCCUUUUGAUGUGAUUUUGUCUUUUUUCAAAGACGCACCAUCACUGAAAAACCCAAUGCGUCCUCGAAGUGUGCAUGUGUGGCGCAAUGGGUCGGUGUGUGUGUAGCUAGCCAUAAAUUCGUUACCAUGGCCCAGACGAGUUUACUGCAGGGAAAACGCUUCUACUGCCGAGAGUGGGUUUUCCACAAGAUCCAGCACUGCCUCCAGGAGAAAACUGGCACUUCCUGUGGAUCAGGAAGGGACGGUCCGGGCAUCUCAGGGGGUGGAGCUUCUUCAGGUCCAGGGAAAUCAGGAUCAUGGGGUGUAUUGCUGGUCGGAGGACCAGGAAGCGGCAAAACGGCACUUUGCACGGAGUUGCUGUGGCCAAGCUCGCAGCACGGCAAUCAUCGCGGUUUAAGCCAAUUCUGCCUAGCGUUUCAUUUUUGCCGCGCCGAUGAUUCGGACACGGUGUGCGUGAGCGGGUUUAUCCGGGGCCUCAUCACACAGAUCUGCAGAAGUGGUCUUGUCCCGCAAUACGAGGAGAAAAUCCGUGACCCUGCCAUCCAGAACGCACUAAAGCCUGGAGAGUGUGAGAGGAAUCCGAGUGAAGUGUUCAAAAGCUGUGUGCUGCUGCCACUUCUGAGCUGCACUCCUCCUUCACAGGCGCUGUUUUUGCUCGUCGACUCCAUAGACGAGGGGAUGAAAGUGGGUGGGGCAGAAUCGAGCUCCAGCCCCUUGAGUCCGCGCAGCAUCGGCGAGCUUCUCUCUUCCCACCAUGAACUCCUCCCACCAUGGCUCCUCCUCAUCUGCUCCGCCCGCCGCCAGAACAAAAACAUCACCAAGCUGUUCACGGGUUUCCGCAAAAUCAGCCUAGAUGACCUACGCAAAGCUUACAUUGUUAAAGAUGUUCAGCAAUACAUCCUGCACAGGCUGGACCAGGAAGAAGCAUUACGUCAACACCUGACCAAGGAGACAGCAGAAAUGCUGAACCAGCUCCACAUUAAAAGCAGCGGCUGUUUCUUGUACCUGGAGCGUGUGCUGGAUGGUGUGGUUGAUAACUUCAUUAUGCUGCGCGAGAUCCGCGACAUCCCGGGAACGUUAAACGGACUUUACCUGUGGCUCUGCCAAAGACUUUUUGUCAGAAAGCAAUUUGCCAAGGUGCAACCCAUCCUGAACGUCAUUCUGGCCGCGUGCAGGCCUUUGACCGUGAAGGAGUUGUAUCAUGCUGUCUGGACAAAAAAUAUGACCCUGACCAUGGAGGAGUUUCAAAAAAAGAUGGACAUUCUCUCCAAACUGCUUGUGGAUGGGCUCGGAGGAACUAAGAUUCUUUUUCACUACAGCUUUGCUGAGUGGCUCCUUGAUGUUAAGCACUGCACUCAGAAAUAUCUUUGCAACGCUGCUGAGGGUCACCGGAUGAUGGCUAUGAGCUAUACGUGUCGUGCCAAGCAGCUCAAACCUCUGGAGGUGCAGGAGUUUGCGUUUCACUUGAUCAACUCCAACCUGCAGAUUGAACCUUUUAACUUGGCGCUGUGGAUGGUGUGGAAUGGCACUCCUGCGAAAGACUCUCUUUCUACAUCUAUUCCGAAAGAGCAGGAGGUCCUGCAGCUUCUGGUCAAAGCUGGAGCUCACAUUAGCAAUGAGGAUGAUCAUGCGUCGUGCAUUGUACAGCAAGCACUGGAGCGAGAGGAUUCUAUCCGUACUUUGCUUGAUAAUGGUGCCUCGGUAAACCAAAGCGACUCCAGCGGGCGAACGCUACUGGCUAACGCAGCGUACAGUGGCAACCUGGAUGUGGUGAAUCUGCUCGUUUCCAGAGGUGCCAAUAUGGAGCUUCAGGACAACCACGGACAAACACCACUUACACUUGCUGCCAGACAAGGACACACCAAGGUAGUUAACUGCCUGAUUGGCUGUGAUGCCAACAUCAACCACACAGAUCACGAUGGAUGGACAGCUUUAAGGUCUGCAGCUUGGGGUGGUCACUCUGAAGUGGUCUCAGCACUCCUUUACGCAGGUGCUAAGGUUGACUGUGCAGAUGCUGACAGCAGAACUGCGCUGAGGGCUGCAGCUUGGGGAGGUCAUGAGGAUAUUGUUCUUAACCUUCUACAGCAUGGAGCAGAGGUCAACAAGGCUGAUAAUGAGGGAAGGACUGCACUUAUUGCAGCAGCCUACAUGGGGCAUAGAGAGAUUGUCGAGCACCUGCUGGACCAUGGUGCUGAGGUAAACCAUGAGGAUGUUGAUGGACGAACAGCCUUGUCAGUUGCAGCCCUCUGUGUCCCUGCUAGCAAAGGCCAUGCCUCGGUGGUUAGUCUUCUGAUUGACCGUGGUGCAGAAGUGGACCACUGUGAUAAAGACUGCAUGACUCCUCUUCUGGUUGCUGCCUAUGAAGGGCAUGUGGACGUAGUGGAUUUGCUCCUAGAAGGAGGAGCAGAUGUCGACCAUACAGACAAUAAUGGAAGAACACCUUUGCUAGCCGCAGCAUCAAUGGGACAUGCUUCUGUGGUCAAUACCUUGCUUUUUUGGGGUGCAGCCGUGGACAGUAUCGAUAGUGAAGGAAGGACUGUGCUCAGCAUUGCAUCUGCUCAAGGGAAUGUUGAGGUGGUUCGAACUCUGCUGGACAGAGGACUAGAUGAAAAUCACAGAGAUGAUGCUGGUUGGACACCUUUACACAUGGCAGCAUUUGAGGGACAUAGGCAAGUGUGUGAUGCCCUCAUUGAACAAGGUGCUCGAUGCACAGAAGUGGACAACGAUGGACGUAUUCCGUUGAUCCUGGCUGCUCAGGAGGGACAUUAUGACUGUGUGCACAUCCUUCAUGAGAAUAAGUCCUGCAUUGACCAGAGGGGGUAUGAUGGGAGAAACUCCCUCAGGGUCGCAGCUAUGGAAGGACACCGUGAUAUUGUCGAGCUUUUGCUGAGUCAUGGAGCUGACAUAGAUUACAAAGAUGCAGAUGGCCGUCCAACCUUAUACAUACUGGCACUUGAAAAUCAGCUAGGCAUGGCUGAGUAUUUUUUAGAGAACGGAGCGAAUGUUGAGGCGAGUGAUACUGAGGGCAGGACAGCCCUUCAUGUUUCCUGUUGGCAAGGCCAUGUGGAAAUGGUAAGGUUGCUAAUUGGCUACCAUGCAGAUGUGAAUUCCUGUGACAAUGAAAAACGUUCUGCUCUUCAGUCCGCUGCGUGGCAAGGUCACACGAAAGUUGUCCAAUUUCUGAUUGACAGCGGCACUCAUGUUGAUCACACCUGCAAUCAGGGAGCGACCGCACUUGGCAUUGCUGCUCAAGAAGGUCACAUUGAUGUAGUACGGAUUCUUCUCGAGCACGGUGCAGAUCCCAACCAUGCAGACCAGUUUGGUCGUACAGCCAUGAGGGUGGCAGCCAAGGGAAGACACUCGAUGAUCAUCAAACUUUUAGAGAAAUAUGGUGCAACUAGUCUGAAUGGCUGCAAUCCCUCUCCUAUACAUACCAUGGAGCAGAAAACUCCACUGUCAGUUACAGGAAAGAUGCAAUCACUUACUAUUAAAUCCAGUAGUUCUGGCAGCACAGGAGCUGGAGAUGUUCAAACAUCAGGUCGAGGUUUAUCUAAUGGACCUGUUCAUGCUUUCAGCUCCCCUUCUGAAUCUCCAGACUCCACAGUUGACAGACAAAAGUCCUCCCUCUCUAAUAAUUCCCUUAAAAGCUCAAAGAAUUCAUCGCUGAGGACUACUUCGUCCACUUCGACAGCCCAAACAGUGCCCAUCGAUAGUUUCCAUGGACUUAGCUUCACAGAGCAAAUCCAGCAGCAUUCUUUGCCCCGAAGUCGCAGCAGGCAGUCUAUAGUUUCCCCUUCUUCGACCACGAAAUCGAUCGGCCCACAGCCUGCAUCUCCAACCAGUGAAUUUGACUGGAGUCAGGUGAAACCAGGUCUGAAAUCGUCUAAAGGAGGAAAAAGUGGAAAUGGGACAAACUAUUGCACAAGAAAAGAAGGAUCUGGAGAUAAGAAGAAAUCCAAAAACAGUAGUGGCGUUCCACAUGGUCAGGUUUUGGAAUACGAAAUGACCCAAUUCGAUAAAAGAGUUGCUCUCAACAAGCCAUUGUCCAACUUUGCAGUAAAGGAUCCACAUUGCAAGAUAGUGCUGGGAGGCUCCAACACACUGGACUCCAGCCAGUCACUUGAGCCGUAUUAUAUCCAACAGCAGAGCUGUGCUGAGAAGAAAAGAAAUGGGAUUAUGACCAACCCCAACUAUCACCUCCAGGGAAAUCAAGUCUAUUUAGGUAGAGUCUCAGUACCCAGAACUGUGCACAACAGGGGACAUCAGGAAGUUCUUGACAACUACCCAUUAGGGGAGUCUGAAUUAAGCCUUAAACAAGCUCUGAAACUGCAGAUUGAAGGAUCAGACCCUGGGUUCAACUACAAGAAAGAGACGCCACUAUAACUGGCAUCUUUAAACUAAAACCUUCAUCCAGAUGUUAUGGAGAAUGUGCCAAAGCAGCUGUUUUCAUCGGGGAGAAAAUUCUCAGAUUGAAAGUGCUUGAUCUAGAAUCAGAUUUUGUAUGUCCUAAUAAAGUUGACUACAACAUCAAAUUACCAGAAAGGAACUGAUCCCAGAUCGGCGCUUACCUCCUGAAAUGUAUACACACGCUCCCUGAAACCACUGCUACUCAGCCCUUAGUGCAACACCUAGAUUAAAAUGAAAAAAAGGAGGACA